AUGUCGUCCGACGAGAAAGUAAUAGUGGUAGACUUUGACGGCGACCACCCCCAAGACUGGCCCGGAACGCGAAAAUGGAUCCUCAUGGGGACCAUCGCAAUCCCGUUGUUCCUCAUGCCCUUAUCCUCGACAAUCACAACACCAACAGUUAACGCAAUUGCGGAUGAAUUCCACAUAACCUCUUCUAUCACAGGCCCACUGGCACUAUCAUUGUUCUUGCUCAUGUACUCCAUGGGACCCAUCUUACUCGGCCCAUUCAGCGAACUCUACGGCCGAUGGCCGGUGUUGCAGGUCGGGAGUCUGUUCUACCUAGCAUUCAACCUCGGGGCCGGGUUCUGUACAAGCAUGACCCAGCUGUUGAUAUUCCGACUGCUGAGCGGAACAGGAGCGAGUGCAUCACUAGCUGUUGGAUCCAGUAUGGUGGGUGAUGUGUUUCGCAAAGAAGAGCGCGGACUGCCUGUCGCUAUCAUCAGCCUCGGUCCGGUACUAGGAUCAUGUCUUGGUCCUAUCGUCGGCGGGUUCAUCGCAGACUAUACCACAUGGCGCUGGACGUUCUGGUGCACCUCCCUAGCCACGGGUGCGUUUCUGGUCCUGUGUUUCAUUGUUGCGCGAGAAACUUACGCACCUGUUCUGCUGCUGCGCAAGAAAGCGAUUCUAAUCGCAGAGGCAAACAGGCAGGGAAAAGACACCAGCCGUGUCUGGAAGACUCCAUUUGAAAAGGAUGAGACGGUUGGCCAGCUGUACCGACGCACCAUCUCCCGGUCCCUGUACUUCCUGGGCACGCAGCCAAUUAUCCAAGCGCUGGCUUGCUACUCUGGCUAUCUUUAUGGGAUUGUCUACCUCCUUCUUUCCAGCUUCUCGGAUCUUUGGACAAAACGUUAUUAUAUGAGGGUCAGCACCGGUAGCCUCAACUACAUUGCGCCGUGCAUCGGCUACGCGGUCGGGGCUCAGAUCUGUGCCUUUGUGACCGACCGAGUGUAUCGGUACCAAGUAGCCAAGAACAAAGGCGUGGGGAAGCCCGAGUUCCGGCUGCCGAUUAUGGUACCGGCUUCAUUGCUGGUUCCUAUUGGAUUGCUGAUCUACGGCUGGAGUGCAGAGUACCAGACCCAUUGGAUUGUGCCAGAUAUUGGUAUUGCACUCCCGCUCAUGGGAGCAACCAUCAUCUUCCAGUGUUGCAGUCAGUAUCUGCUAGAUACGUUCCCUGUCUAUGCUGCCAGUGCCAAUGGCGCUGUCUAUAUUGUGCGAGGAUUCACUGGCUUUGGAUUCCCGUUGUUCAGCCCGGCAAUGUAUGAGAAACUUGGAUAUGGAUGGGGGAACAGCCUGUUGGCGUUUUUGGCUUUGGUGAUUGGGUGUCCUAUUCCUUUCAUCUUGUGGAAGUACGGAGAGAGACUGAGGGCUGUGAGCAAUUUCGCAGAUCAGACCAAAUAA
Messenger RNA from Penicillium egyptiacum, 1428 nucleotides. Lineage: Eukaryota; Fungi; Ascomycota; Eurotiomycetes; Eurotiales; Aspergillaceae. The record is from the annotation of a GenBank genome assembly.